This is a messenger RNA of Podarcis lilfordi (Lilford's wall lizard), 5881 nucleotides long. The record is from the annotation of a GenBank genome assembly. NCBI's taxonomy places the organism in Eukaryota, Metazoa, Chordata, Lepidosauria, Squamata, Lacertidae.
AUGGCUGCCGAAGCUCCUUCAGGCAUAGUAGACCUUGGGAAGAGGACCCUCAAGAAGCCCUGCUCCUUCACCAUCGAGAACAUCCUCUCCGGCUCGGCCGAGCGAAGACCCCCUGUCCUCCUCCCGUUCUGCUUCCGAGGGAUCUUGGACUGUGAACCCAAGGGGCUGCGUUCCCUGGGGGGCAUGGCUGCUGGCCCACUGCAGCAGGAGGACGACGAGGUGGAAGAGGCAGAGGUGGAGGCUGCGCCUUGCGGCUGCUGCUGCUGUGUUCACAGCGGUCCCUACUCCUGGCAGGAGGCUGCAAACUGGCUCAGUGAGUAUCCCUGUUUGCUUGUGAUCAAAGCCUGAGGCUGGCUGCUGCUGGGAGCUGUCAGCCGAACUUUGGUCUUUGUUGGGACGCAUUUGCCCUACUCUGUGUAGUAUAAAGGGGAGGGGGAGAGAAGUUUGGGAGAGGGUCACAGGGUCAGCUAAGGGUGUGGGAGAAAUUCCAUUCAGUUUGCGUUUGAAUUCUCACCUCUCCAAUGUGCAGCUUCCGAAACUAUACCCAAACAGGAAUGCAGCAACCCUUCAAAAUUCAGGAGAACUGCAUUGUAAAAUGGAUAGAAGUGUGUUUGUUUAUAUAACAGCUCCCGGAGUCCCUGGGAAAGGGGAUUGAUCAUUAAGCCACACUGGGAGUUGUAGCUCUGUAAAGGGGAAUCGGGGCCUGCUGAUGACUCCCAGCACCCUUCACAAACGACAGCUCCCAGGAUUCUUUGGGGGGAGUCAUCACGCAAGGGUGCUUCAUAUGUACAGUGCAGGUGGGAACUUUGAGUCAUGGGUAAAGGGAGAGACAAAGGUAAACUGGCUUAUCCAUCACACAUAUGGGGUGUAAAUGGCCUGUGCAUUUUAGAGUUCUUUGUCAGUCGAGACCCCUCCUCUACUUCAGUUAAUGCUCUUUCCUGCAAUUCACAACUUUUCUUUUCCCCUACUUUAAAUGUUAUCAUGGAUCCGUUGCAGGCUGACGUACAGGGGAUAUUGCAACCCGAUAAAAUCAUUCUAACCUUUCCCUCUUCUCUCCGGUAAAACUGACAAGUUUGGAAACCUCUCACAAAUAACCGAUUUGUCAGCCACACUGGAGGGCAGAGGAAGGCUGGUUGUGAAACCGACAAUACUUUAUAACCCACCAGGGAGAAGCUGGUUUUUUUUUUAGAAUGGGCAAAAAUCAGUCCAAAAUGUGUAGAAUUUACUGGGAGAGGGGAAAGUUGGGUGGAAAAUGCUCUCUCGGUACAGACUGCCUUUUGACUUGUUUGUUGAGCAUUCGUCCCAAUUUGUUAGCAGGGAGACUAGAUGAUGUUGCCUGUUUAAUAAGCAUUCAUUCUGCUUUGUUUACAGAGAGGUUAGAUGUUGUGUUGUUAUCCCACACUUUCCAGUGCAUUUCUCCCUCACUUUCCGUAUCACAAAUACUCUGAUCUCUUGGGGAAAGUAGGUUUGUUGUGCAAGACCUCCCAAUCAACUAUAAAUAAGCAAGCUACAUUUUCUGGUAUGAGAUUAAAUCUCCCACCUGAAAACAGCAACAGCCUGGAGGCACCCAGUAUCUGUUAAUGAAGAGAAAUUGCAGUUCAUUUUUGAGGCAAUAGCUACCAAGUAGAAUAUAGAUAUAAAAGGGGUGCAAUGUGGUCCCAUAGACACAAAAAUAUUGCUGUACACAGAUAUCGUAGUACUGACAAUAUCUUCCCCUGAAGAAUCUCAUAGAGAAGUUACGAGGGUGUGUAGCAAGGUAUCAGGCUAUAAAAUAAUUGAUGAUAAAUCAGAAUGGCUCAGGGUAAAUAUCACAAACGAUAUUUUUUUUAAAAAAAGAUCUUAUGGAAGCAAGGAAAACCACAUGGAUACAUAAGCAAAAUGGAAAAUAUUUAGGAAUAUGGGUUGUGAACCACUUAGAUGAAAUAAUAAGGACUGAUUGUCAAAAUCUAUAUAUAGAAGUGGAAAAGGAACUGGGAUCAUUACAUACAUCAUGGUGCUGGUGAAUAUGAACCAUGAAGAUGAAAGUAUUACUGAGAAACUGCAGUUAAGCUGCACGGGAAGAUACAUCAAACAGAAUUUGGGUUCUGUAAACGUUUUAGGGUGCUGGCUAACUCCAGCAGGGAUGGGGAACUGGUUGUCCUCCAGAUAUUGAUGAACUCCAGUUCACAUCUGCCCCAGCCAGCAUGGCCAGUAGCCAGGGAUGAUGGGAGAUGCGGUCCAAAAACAUUUGGAAAGUCAAAGGUUCCCAAGCGCCAGCCUAGAGAUCUGAAAUGUGGGUGGUGGGCUCCACCUCUCUCUUGGGGAGUUUUGAAGCCGUGCAUCUCUACCUUUGCUCGACUUGCCCAUUUGAAAGUGUUGCAAAAUGCCAAUAAACCACCCCCUUCCAGAGGGAAUUAAGGCCAGGUAAGCACAGGGCCUCUGCCCUGUCUGGCAUAACACGAUGGACCAGGUCAUUAAUAGAUACACAUUUUGCUUUUUCCAAAAAAGGCAGAGGCGUAGGAAGGGGGGUGCGUCGGAGGCGGACUGCUCCGGGUGUCAUCGCUGAGGGGGGUGACAUUUGGCGCGCCGGCCGCCUGCGACUCCCAAGCCUACGCUGAGCUGUGGGGGGAAGGGGGGAGCCGCACCACUUUGCUGGCGGCCUUCCCCCCUUCCCCCUUUGUUUUGACAGCUAGGGGGAGGCUUGGGAGUCGUGGGCGGGCGGUGCGCCGUUGCCCCGCAUUCCCGGGCUGCUGGAGGAGGCUGGCAGGCAGGCAGAGGGAGGAAGGGAAGGAGGCAGGAAGGGGGAGAAAAAGAGAGAAGCAAAAGCUCCCUCAAUCAGGACCCAAACCCUGGAACACAUAGAAGGAGAGGUGGGGUGUGAGAACAAAGUUGGGGGGGGUGUUAAGUGUUUAUGCUCACAAUGUUAAGUAAAUAAACCAGAAAACAGCACCUGCAGCUGUAAGUAUCAUGUUUUUCCUUCUUUUAAUAAUUUCAAUGGAGGGUAAACGUAAAGUUAAAGUCCAGGUCCAGUCGUGGCCGACUCUGGGGUUGCAGCGCUCAUCUCGCUUUAUUGGCCAAGGGAGCCGGCGUACAGCUUCCGGGUCAUGUGACCAGCAUGACUAAGCUGCUUCUGGCGAACCAGAGCAGCGCACGGAAACGCCGUUUACCUUCCUGCUGGAGCGGUACCUAUUUAUUUACUUGCACUUUGACAUGCUUUCGAACGGCUAGGUUGGCAGGAGCAGGGACCGAGCAACGGGAGCUCACCCCGUUGCAGGGAUUUGAACCGCUGACCUUCUGAUCGGCAAGUCCUAGGCUCUGUGGUUUAACCCACAGCGCCACCCGCGUCAACUGGGGGGGGGGUUGACAAAAAAAAUUCGCACCAGGUACCACCUGCCCUUGCUAUGCCUCUGAUAAAAGGCAAACCUGCUGAAUCCCAAACUUUCCUUUCAGCAGACGCAAGGUUUCCCUGGCCCAUGCGGGUUUUCCAUCCCGUCGGCAGGCCGUGCAAGAACCCUCGCGGGAGCCAGAGCGAGCUGCAAGCUUUCCACCAGAUUCAGCGCCGGACCCGCCGCCACCGCACCAUCUUCACGGACGACCAGCUGCAGGCCCUGGAAGCCCUCUUCCACCAGAACCAGUACCCAGAUGUCAUUACCAGAGAGCACCUGGCUAACCGGAUUCACCUGAAGGAAGAGAGAGUGGAGGUAACUAAAGUGGUAACUUGGUUUAAAUUGGGGAUACAUUUUUAAGAACGCAAGAACCUUGCUGCAUCAGAAAGGAAAGGUCCGUCGAGUUUAGCAUUCUGUUCCCACGGUGGACAACCAGAUGGCUUUGCAAAGCCCAAAUGCUGGGCAUGAAAGCAAUAAAUCUGCCCAGCUGUUGACCCCAGUGACUGGAAGUUCAUUGUGCCUCUCAUUCUGCUGCAUCCAUCAUAAUUUAUAGCGGAGGUCCCCAAUAAGCUUAGUAAUGCUGACCCCCUGUUUUUCAAAAGCCAAGCCAAACUUUUGAAAAUUUUGAUACCUCUUCGGUAGUUUUUGUUAUGUGAAUGGUGCCGCGGAUCCCCUGGGUGGGUUUCGCGGACCCCCUGGGGUUUGCAGACUACCAGUUGGGAGCCACUGAUAUAUAGCCUUCAUGACUGAUAGCCAUUACUGGCUUCAUUUUGUACAUAUUUCAUAUUAUUUGGUAUAUUCUCAUGUAAUAAUAAUAAUAAUAAUAAUAAUAUUUAUACCCUGCCCAUCUGGCUGGGUUUCCCCAGCCACCACAAACAGAAUAUUAAAAACAUGAUAAAACAGCAGACAUUAAAAACUUCCCUAAACAGGGCUGCCUUUAGAUGUCUUCUAAAAGUCAGAUGGUUGUUUAUUUCCUUGACAUCUGGUGGGAGGGCAUUUUCAACUUGCAUUUUGGGGUCAAAUAGGGUUGUAUCCAGCUACUCUGAGUAAUAUUGUGUUGCAUCCGAUGCAAGGCCUGCCCAGAGUAGACCUCACAUCCAUUAAUUUCAAUGUGUCUACUCGGGGUAAGGCUAGCCCCAGAGACAGCCCAUUGAAAUGAAUGAACCUAAGCCAGUCAUGUCUUUUAAUUUCAAUGGGUUUACUCUGAGCAGGGCUAACAUUGCAUACGGCCCUUUGAAAUUAAUGGGCACAACUAAUGUAUUUUUAAUCUUUUGUUGGAAGCCACCCAGAGUAGCUGGGGAAAUUAUUAUUAUUAUACAACCCAGGUUCAUCAAUUUCAGUGGAUGGCGGCUAACAGAUUGAGGUUGAAUCCUGACAAGACAGAAGUACUGUUUUGGGGGGACAGGGGGCGGGCGGGUGUGGGGGAUUCCCUGGUCCUGAAUGGGGUAACUGUGCCCCUGAAGGACCAGGUGCGCAGCCUGGGAGUCAUUUUGGACUCACAGCUGUCCAUGGAGGCGCAGGUUAAUUCUGUGUCCAGGGCAGCUGUCUACCAGCUCCAUCUGGUACGCAGGCUGAGACCCUACCUGCCUGCGGACUGUCUCGCCAGAGUGGUGCAUGCUCUAGUUAUCUCCCGCUUGGACUACUGCAACGCGCUCUACGUGGGGCUACCUUUGACGGUGACCCAGAAACUGCAAUUAAUCCAGAAUGCGGCAGCUAGACUGGUGACUGGGAGUGGCCGCUGGGACCACAUAACACCAGUUCUGAGAGAUCUGCAUUGGCUCCCAGUACGUUUCCGAGCACAAUUCAAAGUGUUGGUGCUGACCUUUCAAGCCCUAAACGGCCUCGGUCCUGUAUGCCUGAAGGAGCGUCUCCACCCCCAUCGUUCAGCCCGGACACUGAGAUCCAGCACCGAGGGCCUUCUGGCGGUUCCCUCAUUGCGAGAAGUGAGGUUACAGGGAACCAGACAGAGGGCCUUCUCGGUAGUGGCGCCCACCCUGUGGAACACCCUCCCUUCAUGUGAAGGAAAUAAGUAGGUAUCCUAUCUUUAAAAGACAUCUGAAGGCAGCCCUGUUCAGGGAAGUUUUUAAUAUUUAACGCUGUAUUGUUUUUAAUACUUGAUUGGGAGCCGCCCAGAGUGGCUGGGGAAACUCAGCCAGAUGGGCAGGGUAUAAAUAAUAAAUUAUUAUUAUUAUUAUUAUUAUUAUUAUUAUUAUUAUUAUCAGUGAGUCUACUCUGAGCAGUGCUAACAUUUGCUAUGGCCCAUUGAAAUUAAUGAACCUAGGUUAGUUGUGCCCGUUCACUCUAACACUGGAUAAAACCCACAGCAUCUUUUAAAGAGGAAAAUCACGUGUCGGAUUGUGGACCAAUUUUUCCUCUCUUUGUUGCGGGGGCACUUUUUACGAAACGUGCAGGUUUGGUUUAAGAAUCGUCGAGCCAAGUGGCGGCAUCAAAAGAGAGCUUCGGCUUCGGCGCUCGUCCUUCAGGGUGCCAAGAAGUCUUCUGAGGGAAACUGCUGA